GGCGAUGAUAUUCAUGUCAAAUUGCCGAUUUCUUUUUUGGAUGCGAUUUUGGGAAGCAGUGUCGAAGUAAUUACGCUCGAAGGGGUAGAAAAAGUUUCGGUGCCUGCCGGCACGCAAAAUG
This is a messenger RNA of Paraglomus occultum, 121 nucleotides long. NCBI's taxonomy places the organism in Eukaryota, Fungi, Glomeromycota, Glomeromycetes, Paraglomerales, Paraglomeraceae. The record is from the annotation of a GenBank genome assembly.